AUGAUUUCACCCAAAAACAGUGCAUCUGCGGUCAGUGCUGCUUUUAUGACGGUGGAUUUGGAGAGGAUCGGUGUCAUAAGCAUCUCUCCGUGUCCUCAGAGCACCAAAUACUCCCCUAACCCUGGACACGUGUCUUUGGAGAUGAAGGUAAGAGAGUGGCUCCAUCCUCAGACUGAAGGAUGUUCCUGCGGCCGAAGCCUUAUCGACUCGGUAGAAGUGGCUGUAAUCGGCUUCUUUGAGACUGAAGCUGCUCGCGGAUAUAAAGAGUUUCUGGCUGCUGUUAAACAGAUGGAGACACUUCCUGUUGCUCUGUGCAGUGAAAAGGAAGUUUGGGCCAAAUAUGGCAUUGCAUCCGACACCAUCUCCAUCUUCAGGAAGGCUGAUCUUCAUCAGGAACACCUGAAGCUCUCAGAGGCCAAGAAAUUUGAUGCUGAUGGACUCACACGCUUCAUGACCAUCAAUAACAUUCAUUACGUCACAGAAUAUAAUCAAGCGACUGCAGUGGGUCUGUUCCAGUCCUCGGUGAAGACGCACCUGCUGCUGAUGGCUGAUGGAGGUCGUGAGCAUUCGGAGCCGCUGCAGCAGCGCUUCAGAGAUCUCGCGCCAAAAUACGCUGGCAAGAUGUUGUUUGUGCUGGUAAACGGAAGAGAGAAGUCAAACACCCGCGUGCUGGAGUACUUCGGCCUGAAGUCUCGUGAUCUGCCGCGGAUCGGUAUUUACGAUGGCGUCUCGGACAAGAAGUGGCUCAUGGCUCCGGGGGAAAUCACUACUGAGCGCGUGCAGAACUUCUGUGACUCCUUCCUGGAUGGAGACCUGCAGAAGCAGAAAGAGGCCGAAACACCCGAAGACAAGACUGAACUAUAAUAACACCAUCCUAUUCCUCAUUAAAAAUAUUCAAAUACA
Molecule: messenger RNA, 903 nt
Organism: Cyprinus carpio (common carp)
Lineage: Eukaryota; Metazoa; Chordata; Actinopteri; Cypriniformes; Cyprinidae
Gene: erp27
Product: endoplasmic reticulum resident protein 27
Exons: 8
Coding region: 1-864 (287 amino acids)
Biological process (GO): protein folding; response to endoplasmic reticulum stress
Cellular component (GO): endoplasmic reticulum
Source: RefSeq, a predicted model, not a curated record